Molecule: messenger RNA, 747 nt
Organism: Vicugna pacos (alpaca)
Lineage: Eukaryota; Metazoa; Chordata; Mammalia; Artiodactyla; Camelidae
Source: RefSeq, a predicted model, not a curated record
AUGUAUGAGGAGGAGCUGGAAAGGGAAGAGGUCACCACAAAGAAGAGGAAACUGGGGAAGAAUCCAGAUGUGGACACCAGCUUCCUGCCUGACCGAGACCGGGAGGAGGAGGAGAAUCGGCUCCGGGAAGAGCUCCGGCAGGAGUGGGAAGCCAAGCAGGAGAAGAUCAAGAGCGAGGAGAUUGAAAUCACGUUCAGUUACUGGGAUGGCUCUGGACACCGGCGAACAGUCAAGAUGAAAAAGGGCAACACAAUGCAGCAGUUCCUGCAGAAGGCACUGGAGAUCCUGCGCAAAGACUUCAGUGAGCUCAGGUCAGCAGGAGUGGAGCAGCUCAUGUACAUCAAGGAGGACCUAAUCAUACCCCACCACCACAGCUUUUACGACUUCAUUGUCACCAAGGCACGAGGAAAGAGUGGGCCUCUCUUUAACUUCGAUGUUCACGACGAUGUGCGGCUGCUCAGUGACGCCACAGUGGAGAAGGAUGAGUCGCAUGCAGGCAAGGUGGUGCUGAGGAGCUGGUAUGAGAAGAACAAGCACAUUUUCCCCGCCAGCCGCUGGGAGCCCUACGACCCCGAGAAGAAGUGGGACAAGUACACGAUCCGGUGAAGGUGGAGGUGCACGGUCCCCCUUUCCCCACGCUCCAGGACUCUGGGCACCUGGCCCUCUCUCUGAGACAGGAUGGGCCAAUCAUCUGCUGCCCCGGCACUGUCAUUACUGCUUUUUUCUUUUAUGAUAAAGAAACGUCCA